Heterobasidion irregulare TC 32-1 is the source of this 2688-nucleotide messenger RNA. RefSeq lists its product as uncharacterized. NCBI's taxonomy places the organism in Eukaryota, Fungi, Basidiomycota, Agaricomycetes, Russulales, Bondarzewiaceae. The record is from RefSeq and is a predicted model, not a curated record. The transcript is spliced from 16 exons. Bases 1 to 2598 code for a protein of 865 amino acids.
AUGCCCUCGUAUGUUGACCGAGAGAUUCAGACAGCGCAUACGACUGUGUGCGAUACAUGCAAACGACGACUGGGCUCUCGAAGUCUCAUCGUUUGUCUUGAUGGCACGUCGAACAAGAUUGGAGCUAAGAAUACAUUCGUCGUACAAUUAUGCGACCACAUCGAGAAGGAUUGGGGUGUGAAAUUCGACCCCGUCGUGGAUCCAAAAAGAGGGAAGUGCUGUCCGAGGAAGCAAAUGACGUACUAUAGCAGCGGAAUCGGCACCUACGCCGCGACCCAAACUUUCAAGCUCCCGAUUGCAUACUUGAUGCAGAAGUUCAGAUCGAUGGUUGAUCUCGCUUUCGCAUGGCAUUUUGAGGUAAUGGUCAUGAAGGCAUAUCAAUGGCUGUCCAAUAAUUAUGAACCUGAUGAUGAUAUAUAUCUUUUCGGAUUUUCACGUGGAGCCUACCAAGUGCGAACUUUAGCAGGAAUGAUCAACAAGGUUGGCCUGAUCUACGCUGGGAAUGUGGAGCAGAUUCCAUUUGCAUACGAACAAGCGAUCCGAAAGGAUGAAGAUUUCAAUAAAGUCAUGUUUCGGCCCGUCAAGAUUCAGUUCGUCGGGGUUUGGGAUACCGUUUCAUCGAUUGGACCAUUCCGCCACAUGUCGUUGCCUUUGGCGUCGCUAUCUCAGAACGUCAAGUACUAUCGGCAUGCGCUCGCCCUCGAUGAACGUCGUGUUAAGUUCCUAGCAGAAUAUCUAGAUGACAAAGUCCAACCAGAGGCUGCAAGCAAACAAUCGAAGCCAGAUGUCAAGGAAGUCUGGUUCGUUGGGACUCACAGCGACGUUGGUGGCGGUAAUGAAACAGGUGUACAUCUUCCAGCGUUCAGUGUCGACUGGAUGAUCCAGGAGGCUGAAGCAGCUGGACUUCGGUUUCACGCUCAUGAGUACGGUUGGAAUCCUGAGGAAUUAUUUCCUCUUCAUUUUCUGCGACAAGGAUCAGUGCGGAGCUCGGUCAAGGGGUUCUGGCGGCCGUUGGAAUACCUUCCGAUAUCGGCGUGGCAGGACUAUCGCAUUAUAUCUAGUCACUGGAAGGCUAUAACUACCGUCGCUCCCCAUCGAGGUCAGAGUCGUCGGGUUUUGCCCUCUCAAAAGAUCCACAUAUCAGUGAAGCUCUGGUAUCGCACGCACACUGAGUUACCCAAGGCUCUUAAAGGAAAUCCUAAUCUCUUCGCCCAUCUUACAAGGGUUUACACCUUUGGUAUUCCGACGUCUGAGGACAACUACUGGGAGCUCAGAUGGCUAGAUCGAUAUCGCUCUAGUUUAUUGAAAGGAUUCUGGAAGUGGAUGGAUGACCACCGAUCAAAGACCGCGGAGGAAAAGCAGAAAGACGACGACUUGCUCUUGUUAGUGGCAGAGGCACUAAGAAUCAUGGCAUCCACAGCUUCCGGUUUCGAAGAGUUGUACAAUCACUACGAGAAAUUCGAGGAGCUCGUUGAGAGAAGAACCUGUAAACGGGCAAUUCGUCCGAAGGCAAAGGUUAUCAUCAUUGGCCUACUCGCUCAAUUGAUAUACAAUGUCUGCUUGAGAUCUCAGCCUGGAUUAUCGGCCGACAGAUGUUCGCUCAGCGAUAAGCUCAGGACUGUAUUAAUCGCUCUACAGCGACUGACACACGGGAGCGCCAUGGAUCCUCACACUGGUGAGAAAAUCGAGCUUGAUUGCUUGCGGAUCGUAUCGUUUCUGCUUUUUCAUCCGCGUAUUCGGAACACGAUGGUUCAGAUGGAGGAACUUCGAUGGGUCCGGGACGAGUCUCUAUUGAAGAAAGUCCCGUUUUCAACACGAGUCAACCUUGUCGCCGCCACUUCAAUGGCUCACUGGGAACAUCGUAAUAAUCUCAAGCACCUGACUACUGCAACCCCCAGAGUAAUAGCUGCAGUAGUCAUCCUUGUCGAGGAGGAAGAGGUUAUCAUCCACGCUGAGGACUACAGGAGCAAGCUGCCUCGCAAAGUGACGCCCGAGAACCUUCAGGAUCCGAAUCACAAGAUGGCAAUCAUAUUGCGAAAUAUAUAUUUUGCCAGCAAUCAUGAGGAAAAUCGGCAGAACUUUGUGAAAGAGCUCGUCGUGGAGGGUUUACCGGGAUUCAUCCAGACUGUAUGUUGUGCGGUAUCCGAUUUUGAAGGAGACAAGAGCGAGGAAGUAUUUGCGAUUGGUGCGCUCGCGCUUGCAUGCUUGAAACGACUAGCCAGCUACGCGGAUACUCAGAAGGGUUUGCGGGGUCCAGAGACGGGCGAAGCGCUGCUUCAGGCAUUGAAGGCUGCGAACGACUUGGUGCAACCCAAACUCACGCUUCCAUGGGCAGAGUGGAUCGGGGCUUUCACAUUUCAAGCGACCUCGAUUAAAGCCAUGGGAGAGAUGCUUUCAAGGUUGAAUCCAUCUUGGGUAAUAGCCAAUCGAGAUGAACUAGUGGUUCAGCUUGAUCGCGCUAUCGAAUGCACGAACGGACGGGAGAUGAAGACUAAACAACAGGCACAUAUACGGCAGUUAGCGGAUGCCAAAGGACGAGCAGAAGCGGCACUGCAGUUUCUGGAAAGAAUCCAGGCAGGCCAUGCUGGACAAUCGUAAUGAAAUGCUCACUACGGCUCUUGUGCGUUUCCUUUGAAGUAUCCUGACACGGAAUUUGCAAGCAAUCGAUAACACCGUAUUGUCACGUUC